This is a messenger RNA of Amoebophrya sp. A120, 1648 nucleotides long. NCBI's taxonomy places the organism in Eukaryota, Dinophyceae, Syndiniales, Amoebophryaceae. The record is from the annotation of a GenBank genome assembly.
UGGUAGAGGUCCUCGCACAGGAGUGUCGACGAAGCUGGCGACCAUAACAGAGGAACCAACCACACCACUCGCGAAAGAGCGCUCCACGACUCUGCACUCCUUUUGGAGCAAACUUCCAAGAAGCGACGAUGGAAAGACGGAGACACUAUCGGCUAGAAGCUUCCCCUUUUUCAACACAGGCAGGAGCAGUGCUAGAAAUGAUACGGAAAUAGUAAACAAAAGGACAACCGCUGUCAAAUGUCCGGUGCGCUCGGUGGUCGAACGGGGCCUGAACGCGGACGGCGGUGAGGAGCAGGACAAAAACAGUUCGGAGGAGGCGAGGAAAAGUGCGAACCUGAAGCAACGAGCGGCGGAAGCUUUUACGCGGGCGAAACGGCAUCCCCUCGUGGAAGAGGAGGAUCUGGUAGAGGCGGAAAAGAAAGAACAUGGAGAAAAAUCUUCAGAGACAAGCAUCGCCGAAGAACGUCUGUUGAACGCAGAGGGCGAGCACCGAUCAAUGCUGCGGGAGAGUGCUGCAGAGGAAGACUUCGAAGAAGAAGAUGAUACAGAUCCAGCAAAUGAAAAAUCAAAGAAAAUUCCUUGGUGGUUGGAGGCGCAACACGAAAAAGAUAAAGCGCAGGAGCGCGCGGUGCGGGAAAAGCACUCGAAGCCAGACCCGCGCGUCGUGCAAGUUGGUGAAGAAGAUCGAGGACGUGCAGUCAGUUCUUCUGCGCAGCCGAGCAGAUCCUCGGCCUCUUCUGCAUCACAGGCAACAGCGGAGUUCCGAGCGACAUCAAGCCGUCCAGCAAUGAAGCACGUGAUGCCCUCGCUGAGAAAGCAGCUGUACUACGGGAUGCAACCUGGGAGAAAAUUGUUUCACCGCAUGGCCAAUGCCAGGAAGAAGUACAAGCUUGCGGGUCGGGACCAUGUAGACAAGAACCUGAAGGAUUAUAGGCAGAAGUCAAGCUCAAGACCUAAAUCAGUGUCGUCAACACCUUCGCCAAAAUCUACUAAACUUCUGUUCGAAGGCGCGCAUCAAAUGGCGGACCCCGCGCAGCUGCAACAGAUGGAGCAGCAGUACCAGCAGCUGGUCGCGUAUGGAGAGAAACAAGUUUGUCACAGUCACUAACUUGCAGGUUUUGCAUUACAAAUUUUCUCAGCAUCACAAACUUUCCUUGUGUUGCAGAAACACUAGGGAAAUCCCUAAUAAAGUUUGGCUGUGAUCAUGCAUUUUUACGCAUGACAAACAAUUUUGUAUUUCAAGAAUGCGCAUGAGUGAUCGUGACGAACUUUUUUUCUUUGAUAUCGCGGAGUUCCAGCAGUUAGAGGCGAUCGUCGUGAACGAACAGGGCGGGCAGCCCACACCAGAGCAGGAGCAGCAAGCAAACAUGCUGAUGCAGCAAGCCGGCGAAAUGGAGCAGCAAAUCGCGCAACUGCAGCAAGAGCUGGGCGGAGCGGGUGGAGGCGGUGCUGGUCCGCCGGCUGGUGGAGGUGGUGACGUGAAUCAGCUGCAACAGCAACUCGCACAGCUCCAGCAGGAGUUCGCGCAACUGGAGCAAAUUGUGCUCAAUGAGCAAGGCGGACAACCAACCCCGAUGCAAGAGGAGAUGGCGAACAAUUUGAUAGCCAUGGGCCAACAGCUGGAGCAGCAGAUCGCAGCGUUGCAAGC